Cololabis saira (Pacific saury) is the source of this 600-nucleotide messenger RNA. RefSeq names its product ribosomal protein L31 (gene rpl31). Gene Ontology annotation, molecular function: structural constituent of ribosome. The transcript has 5 exons. Bases 105 to 479 code for a protein of 124 amino acids. The record is from RefSeq and is a predicted model, not a curated record. NCBI's taxonomy places the organism in Eukaryota, Metazoa, Chordata, Actinopteri, Beloniformes, Belonidae. Gene Ontology annotation, biological process: cytoplasmic translation. Gene Ontology annotation, cellular component: ribosome; cytosolic large ribosomal subunit.
UGUUUGUUGUUCACGGACUUUUUCUAAACCGGACCAGUUUCCUUUACCCACAAUCCCCUGCCUUCGGUCGAUCCUUCCGACUUCCGCCUCAGAUCAGAGCCGAAAUGGCCCCCACCAAGAAAGGAGAGAAGAAAAAGGGGCGUUCAGCCAUCAACGAGGUGGUGACCAGAGAGUACACCAUCAACGUGCACAAGCGCAUCCAUGGAGUGAGCUUCAAGAAGAGGGCGCCCCGUGCCAUCAACGAGAUCCGCAAGUUCGCUGUCAAGGAGAUGGGAACUCCCGAUGUCCGCAUUGACACUCGCCUCAACAAGGCAGUGUGGAGCAAGGGUAUCAGGAACGUGCCGUACAGGAUACGCGUGCGCCUAUCCAGGAAGCGUAAUGAGGACGAGGAUUCUCCCAACAAGCUGUACACCCUGGUCACCUACGUUCCUGUCACCACAUGCAAAGGUCUGCAGACAGUCAAUGUUGAUGAAAACUAAAUGUGUCCCCUCUGCGAGUGGAAUAAAUGAAAAUAAAAAAAGUUCUUGUCUAGUGUCUUUAUUUCUGUUUUGGCACCUAACUGAAGAUUUACAUCGGGAUAUGUCCGAGCAAGAAUUACAC